UAUUGCACCGUGUGCAAUCGCCUUGCGUGCACAGGAAAUUGUCAAAUCCGGUACGCGCCGCUGAAAAAUCGAUGGCUUGGAAGCGAAACCUAGGUGCAUCUUGGAAGGAACCAUGGACCGAAACUCACUCUUACCAGACGUGCGGGACACCAACUUCCCCUGGUUUAAAACCGAACUCAAACUGUCCAACCCAUGGUUCACCAGGAAGCCGGUACUACUCUGACACAUGUCGGUCGGUAAGACGGCGGCCGAGGCAACGGCGGUCGGCGGACGACGGCGUACCGGCCAGCAGCUGAAGCCAUCGUCACGCGGCGUCGCUCGCUUCGAGCGCCUCUUGUCCGGGCUGGGCGCCGAUCCUCUCGUGGACGUCGAGCCCGACAAGGUCAAGGACGAGAUCCGGCGAUGGGCCAAGAAGGUGGCGGCGCUGGUGCGCCAGCUAAGCUUCGGCGCCUGGCCGGAGAAGAGCGACGGCUCGUCUGAGCACCAGUGUGCAAGCGAUGAUGGAUCCGCGAGCUGAGCAUCUCUAACUUACUAUAGCUUCCGCAGGCAGCUACCACAACUCCGCUGACAUGGUGGCGAAGACGCAGCAGGCGAUUACAAUGUUCAUCGAUUGCAUUCAUUCAUUCAAUCAUUCGAGGUCAAACAUGGGCGACGCAGGCUCUUGUACGUGCACUAGAUCUUUCCUCCAUUCUGUCAAACAUAAUAAAAUUUCGCUGCAAAAGACAUGGAUGUGAAUAAUAAUAAACAGCGGCCGGCAUAUUCUCCUGUAAGUUU
Messenger RNA from Phragmites australis (common reed), 774 nucleotides. RefSeq lists its product as uncharacterized. Bases 227 to 517 code for a protein of 96 amino acids. The record is from RefSeq and is a predicted model, not a curated record. NCBI's taxonomy places the organism in Eukaryota, Viridiplantae, Streptophyta, Magnoliopsida, Poales, Poaceae. The transcript has a single exon.